AUGGCCUCUUAUUCGCGGCAUCCGCGGAGCAAUAUACUCUCGUCGCCCAUUCUUUCAGUACUAUGCCUCGUAUAUUUCUUCAGCUCAACCGCACUGGCUGCGUCGGCAGUUCUAGGAGUCGACCUGGGUACCGAAUAUAUCAAAGCAGCUUUGGUUAAGCCAGGAAUUCCUCUUGAGAUUGUUCUGACCAAGGACUCACGGCGAAAAGAAGCAUCUGCCGUGGUCUUCAAACCUUCCAAGGGCGGCCCUAGAAGCGGAGAGUUCCCAGAGAGGACGUAUGGCUCUGAUGCCAUGGCUUUGGCAGUUCGAUUCCCUGGCGAUGUAUACCCAAAUCUCAAGACACUCCUGGGUCUCAGCGCAGACAACACCGUGGUAAAGGAAUACGCGUCUCGGCAUCCCGCUAUGCAAUUGGCCAAGGAAAAAACAAAGGGCACAGUGGCAUUCAAGAGCGGCGCAUUUGUGGCUGAAGAGGAGGUAUGGACAGUGGAAGAAUUACUCGCAAUGGAGUUGCAGAGCAUACAAAAGAACGCCGAGGCGCUCGCAGGAAAGGGUAGCAGCAUCAAGGAUUUGGUUGUGACCAUUCCUCCAUUCUACACCGCGGAAGAAAAGAGAGCGGUAUUGCUGGCGGCAGAUUUGGCAGGACUUCGAAUUUUGGAGCUCGUUAGUGAUGGAUUGGCGGUCGGUUUGAACUAUGCCACUUCUCGAACAUUCAAAAGCGCUAGCGAGGGUGGAAGCCCAGAAUACCAUAUGGUUUUCGAUAUGGGCGCAGGUUCAACCAAGGCCACCAUUCUGAGAUUUCAGGGACGAACCGUGAAGGACGUCGGCAAAUUCAACAAGACUAUCCAGGAGGUUCAAGUGGUAGGAGCUGGAUGGGACAGAACCCUUGGUGGCGAUGCUCUCAACGCCAUUAUCGUCGAUGACAUGAUAAGACAAUUUAUCUCUUCACCUAAAGGAAAGGAUGUUGGAGCAUCAGUUGAAAGUGUAAAGGCCCACGGGAGAGCCGCAGCAAAGCUUCUAAAGGAAGCAGAAAAGAUGAGACAUGUUCUCAGCGCCAACGCCAAUACCCAAGCCAGCUUUGAAGGUCUUUACGAGGAUGUCGAUUUCAAGUACAAAAUCACACGCGUACAGUUCGAAAAACUUGCGGAAUCCUACACGGCCCGAAUUAAGGCUGCUAUCCAAAAGGCACUAGACAUGGCGAGCCUCGAAUCAAAGGACCUGGACUCUAUCAUCCUUCACGGUGGAGCCAUUAGAAUGCCUUUUGUUCAGAAGGAACUCGAAACUUUCGUGGGUUCUGCUGACAAGGUUCGAACCAACGUCAACUCCGAUGAGUCCGCUGUGUUUGGUGCUGGUUUCCGCGGUGCUGCUCUUAGCCCCUCGUUCCGAGUGAAGGAUAUCAGAGCGUACGAAGCAGCUGUUUAUCCGGCAGGAAUCAAGUGGACCAACAUCCACGAAAAGCCACAGCACCAACGAUUAUGGCAAGAAACUUCUUUCCUCGGCGCCGAAAAGCAGUACAGCUUCAAGAACCAAAAGGAUUUCUCCAUCAGAUUUUACCAACAUGUUCCCUCAUCGGAGAAUGUAUCCCCCGGCUCAGCAGAAAAGGAGUUGUUGACAUUGACAACACAAAACUUGACAGAAUCCGUCGCUCGACUAAAGGAGAAGUUUGGUUGCACGGAUGGAGAUAUCAACCUCAAGCUUAGCACUCGUCUCGCCAUCUCUAAUGGGGAGGUGGAAAUUAUCAAGGCAGUCGUUGACUGUGAGGUUGAUGAGAAUGAGGACAAGGCCGGUGUAGUGGACAGUGUCAAGAACAUGCUCGGCUUCGGGAAAAAGGAUCAGGCACCACUUUCCGAUGACGAAAAUGUAGAGACCGUGUCUGGUACUUCGACCAGCAGCUCUUCAAGCUCUCCCACACCUGAAUCGUCCGGCAAGGCAUCCAAAGAUGCUAAGAAGGAUAAGAAAGAUAAGAAGGAUUCCAAAUCGAAGGGCGCCAAGGAUGAAAAGCCAAAGGUUGUCAAGAGAUUUGAAAUCAUUCCGGUUAAGUUCACAACUGAACUCAAGGGUCUUCCACAAUUGCCAGCCGCUGAGAUCACACGGAUGAAGAGUCGUCUUUCAUCCUUUUCCGAUUCCGAUCGUAACCGUCGUCUUCGGGAAGAAGCUCUUAACCGGCUCGAGGGCUAUACCUACAAGGUCAGAGACUUGUUGGAAAAUGAAGAUUUCGUCUCAGCUUCUACAGCCGAGGAGAGAGCCAGCCUGGAAUCCCUAUCCCAAGCGGCAAGUGAGUGGAUUUACUCGGGUGGUCUGACUGCCACUCGGGAAGAGCUGAAAGCCAAGUUGAAGGAGAUGGUUGAUAUUGUUGGCCCUAUUGGUAUCCGAAAGGACGAGACAGUCUCACGGCCAGAGCAGCUCAAGCUUCUUAAUGAAGCCUUGAACCAGACCCGUGUCAUGAUUGCAGGAAUUAGAGACCAAAUCGCAAAUGAUACCAAGAACCACGAGGCUUUUACCGCAUCAAAGUUGAGUGCUGCUAAAGAAACACCAUCGCCUACGCCAUCUGCAUCCGUGGAUGAUUUUGAUGGAUUGGAGGAUGAGCCAGCAAAUACCACCGAGGAACCAGUCGAAGAGGAAACCAUGGCCCCACCUGUCUACAAGGAGUCCGAUCUUGUGGCCCCUCAAAAACUCGAGGAAGACAUCUCCAAAUGGCUGGCUGAGACCCUGGCCAAGCAGGAGGCACUCAAAGAAACAGAUGACCCUGUAUUGUUAACCAAGGACCUCGCCGAUAAAGCUAAACAGCUUCAAGAUAUCCAAGUUGAACUUAUCAUGAAGAGUAUGCAACAACCAUACAAGUCCAAGCGACCUACCAAGCCCAAGAAGGCAUCAAAACCAAAGAAGUCCAAGUCUGCAAAGUCGAAGACGUCUGGUUGGAAUCCAGAGAAGACGUUUGACACCAAUGGAGACGGUGUUCCAGUAUUCAAGAUGGGCGAGGAUGGGGAAAUGCCCAGUGAAGAGGAAAUCCUCAAGAUGAUUGCGAAGAAUAAGAAGCCAGCUGGUGAGGAUGGUUCUGCUGGCAAGAAGGACGUUAAGGAUGAACUAUGA
Molecule: messenger RNA, 3087 nt
Organism: Hymenoscyphus albidus
Lineage: Eukaryota; Fungi; Ascomycota; Leotiomycetes; Helotiales; Helotiaceae
Source: the annotation of a GenBank genome assembly